UGCACUUCUGUGGGAAUUAAAUGCUCAUCUUCAAUUCGAAGAAUUUCUUAGUCCCGCAUUGAGCAGAGACGGAAAGAGCGGAAGUGAAUGGAAGGGAAUAGAGUUGAGAGAUGCCAAAAACUAAAGCUUGUAAGGUCACAAGAGUAAGGGCCUGCUCACCAUUUACGUAUCCUUCCCAAUCCCACCUCUUAAUGCCUAACACGGUGCCAGGCAGGUAGUAAGAGGAUCAGCAAAUACCCAUUGAAUGAAUCAGUUGAGCUAUGAAGUGUGUGUUAGCGAAGGAAAGGCCCUAGCAAGGACUGAAAAGGACCGAAUUCAGAGGAAGGACCGAAUUCAGAGGAAGAACCGGACGCCAGGGGGAGCAAGAAGGCGUACUUGCCAGACGUCGCGGGAGUUCCCGUGCACUCCGAGGCUUCGCGCGUUUAGCUUCUGGCGGAAGGGCGGGGCAGGAAAAAGGACCGCAGCCUCGGCGCUGGCGUGGGAAUUGCUUCCGGGUUACGCGCCCGGAAUCAGGAAGUUGUCGGCUUCUUCACGCCCGGCGGCUUGCUGUCUCCGAGGCGGGAGGAGCCCGAGGGGGCACGGUCCCCGCAUGUAGAAGCCACUGUUAAACGAGUCAAGCUUACCGGUCGGAACUCUUCUCUGGGGCAAAGCUCAUUUCUGCCAGAGUUGGACAUUCUUUCUGGAGGGAUUUUGUAUUAGGAGACAUGGAUCUUGCUGCUAAUGAGCUCAGCAUUUAUGACAAACUUUCGGAGACUGUGGAUUUAGUGAGACAGACAGGCCAUCAGUGUGGCAUGUCAGAGAAGGCAAUUGAAAAAUUUAUCAGACAGCUGCUGGAAAAGAAUGAACCUCAGAGGGGGCCACCACAGUAUCCCGUCCUUCUAGCCGUGUACAAGGUCCUCAUAACCCUGGGAUUAAUCUUGCUCACUGCCUACUUUGUGAUUCAACCUUUCAGCUCAUUACCACCUGAACCAGUGCUUUCUGGAGCUCACACCUGGCGUUCACUCAUCCAUCACAUCCGGCUGAUGUCUUUGCCCAUUACCAAGAAGUACAUGCCAGAAAAUAAAGGAGUUCCUUUGCAUGGGGGUGAUGAAGACAGACCCUUUCCAGACUUUGACCCCUGGUGGACAAAUGACUGUGAGCAGAAUGAGUCAGACCCCAUCCCUGCCAACUGCACCGGCUGCACCCAGAAGUUGCCCCUAAAAGUAAUGCUCCUGGAAGACACCCCAGUGAAGUUUGAGAGACUCCAUCCUCUGGUGAUCAAGACCGGACAGCCCCUGUCAUCUGAGGAGCUUCAGCAGUUUUUGUGCCAGUACCCUGAGGUGACAGAAGGCUUCACCGAAGAGUUUUUCGCCAAGUGGUGGCGCUGCUUUCCUCACCGGUGGUUCCCAUUUCCUUAUCCCUGGAGAAGACCUCUGAACAGAUCACACAUUUUACGUGAGCUUUUUCCUGUCUUCACCUUCCUGCCGUUUCCAAAAGACGCCUCCUUGAAAAAGUGCUUCCUUCUUCAACCGGAACCUAUUGCGGGGAGUAAGAUGCAUAGGAUGCAUGACCUGUUUACCAUCGGCAGCGGCGAGGCCAUGUUGCAGCUCAUUCCUCCCUUCCAGUGCCGAAGACACUGCCAAUCUGUGGUGAUGCCACUGGAGCCGGGGGAUGUUGGCUAUGCUGGUGCCACUCACUGGAAGGUCUACAUUAUAGCCAGAGGGGUCCAGCCUUUGGUCAUCUGCGAUGGAACCAUCGUCUCAGAACCGUAGGAAACAACUGCAUGAAAGAACAGCUCUGAGAGCUGAAGACCAGAUUGAAAGGGGGGAAAUAAAAACAAACAAACAAAAACCCUGAUGAAACCACUUCCCAGGGGUUGGUCACUUAGUUACCUGCCCCAUGCAUGCAUGUGUGAGCCAGCUGUGCGCUGGAGGCAAAGGCCAGAGCUUGGUCCUCCCAGCUCUUCUAGCCCAGCUGCUUGGCCCGGACUUUGCCAAUAUCCAUCUGUGAGAGACUGGCCUCUUCCAGGCCUUUUGGUACCGAAGCCUUGAGGCUGCCCCUUAGGCAGGGAACAGGGUUGGUACCACCCCUCACUUGCAUGCCGUGGUCUCCCCACUGGCUCCCUGGCCCUGCGAGGACAGUCUGCAGGCCCCAACUUCGGAGCCAUCCUCUGCCAGGUGGGUCUGCCCAUCCUGUCUUCCUCAUCACACUCCCCUGUGCUCUGUUUGGAAAGCCACGGAUGAUUAAAGAAGUCACUGCAGUUUCUCAAGCAGAUUGGAAUUAAGAACUAGUGAAAAGGGAUCAAAUAACCUCAGACUGCACUCAAGAAAUGCAGUUCUUAUGGGGUUCCCAUUGUGGCUCAGUGGUAACGAACCUGACUAGUAUCCAUGAGGACACAGGUUCGAUCCCUAGCCUUGCUCAGUGGGUUAAGUAUCCUGUGUUGCCAUGAGCUGUGGUAGGUCACAGGCACAGCUCAGAUCUGGCGUUGCUGUGGCUGUGGUGUAGGCAGGCAGUUGUAGCUCAGGCCGACAGCUGAAGCUCAGAUUUGACCCCUAGCCUGGAAACUCCCAUAUGCCGUGGGUGCGGCCAAAAAAGACCAAAAAAAAAAAAAAAAACAGUGCAGCACUUCUUUCCCCGUGUCCAUGGCUCUUGGGGUCUCAGUGAUGCCAGAAGGGAGUCUGAUUGUAAUGGAAAUGGCAAUUCCUAAGGUAGUGCUUUUCCCCAUGCUGUCAGGUUCUUACGCCUCCGAACCCUUCCCUUCUCCCUGGCCUCUGGAUGGUUCCUUAGAAGUUGGGCUCCCAGCCCCUCCCUUGGCUGGGCCAGAGCCCUUUACUGCUGAGGCAGCACUGCUCGUGUCAACUGUGCUGCUCUUACCAAAUGUCUUCAGAGGGGGAUGAGCUGGAGUGCUGGCCUGGGGAGCAGGCGCCUCCCUGGGUUUGAUCUUUAGGGUCCGACUUUCUUCAAGGAAGAUGUUUUACAGAUGUGUCAGGCCGAUGUGGUAAUGUGGUUGGGGAAGGAGCUGCAGACCCAAAGUGUGUGCCAGCUGGGUGUGCGACUGUGUGAGCCUCAGUCUUGAAAUGAUUUCUCUGUACUGGGAAACAAGGUGAGGUGUUUUCAUUUUUUGUGAAAAUGUAAAACUGUGUUCUUUUGAUGGGAUGAUUCGCAAUGAUCAUUGUUUUCCCCAAGUGCUUUUAUUGUGUCUUCAGUGUAUAAGUAAGGCCCCUCUUUUCUUGUUUCCUUUCUUCUUUUAUAUUCCUUUAUCGACUCUAAUAAUCUGGUCAUGCCUUUGCCAAGUCGAAGAAAAAAACAAGCCACACUGCAGCCCCUGGUUCUGAACUGCAGCGAUCAAACGGAUGCAGGUGUCUGUGUCGAGUUACAGACCGGAGGCCCCAGCAGCGAGGGAAGAGGGUGUGACUCUUUGCAGGGUCCUCUUCGUCCUUGGAGACACCCCUGCACCUUGUCCCCAGGCCCUCUUUCUCCGUGCCUCUCACGAGCAGCAGUGGCGAUCAUCGCACGCUUGAAUGCCCUGUGUGUGGGUUUGCAAGGGACAGGGAGGUUUUGUGAGCUCAGAGUGGAAAUGGUGAGCACCUCCUCCGCAGGCUUGAAUGAAACUAGGAGGAACUAUACCUGAGGGGAUUUUUCCUUAAAAGAAUCAGCGCCUUGUGUGAAUUGAUACAGGAAAAACAAAACUUCUUGUCCAUAUAAAAGUCAUGCUGCUAAGCAGUUAUGAUUUAAGAGAUUUUAAGUCAGAGAGAUCAUUUGGAGGCCAGCUUUGUGCAAGCUUUAAGAGCCUUUCCCCUGCCGCACUCGGAUUAUAUGUAAACAAGUUCUUAAGAGGCCCCUCAGUUUUCUGAAAUUAGGCCCUUUGGGUUCACAAAAGAGAAGAUUCCUUAGGAGCAAAGCAGCUGUUUUGCUGAUGGAGAUUUCUGUUUUGUUUUUAUGAAUUAUCCCGUUUUCCUUCCCCCUUUCUCUCCGACCCUUCUUCAUACCUUUAACGUUCAUAAAAUACCCUCUUUAGCUCAAAACUGAAAAACCUUGUACACGUUCGUGUUCCGAGACCUCCUCUGGUGUUCUGAGCUGUCUGCAGUCCAACCGAGGAAUGUGUAGCCGCAGAGAAGUAGAGGCUUUUGUGCAUGUGCUACUCCUUUUACUUAAAAUCUGUCCAGUUCAGAACUGAAUAUAGAUUUAUGUUGGGGAGGAAUUCUCCAAAGAGGCUUUUCUGCUCUUACCUACCGGAUACAGAGAAGUAAUUCACCUUCUUCUCAAGGUAGUUCUGAAAAGCAGAAUCUGCCGCCGGCCAGCGCUAAAAGAAUGGCGUGGGCUCGCCGGCCAGGUCCUUUCUGGUUAUCCAAGGCUUCCGCCAGGCUUUUGCUGCUCACCUGGCUCCCGGCUCCUUGGUGGAAGGAGCAAAAGUCCCUGCGCACAACCCUGUGUGGGAAAGAAGGUCGUCAGGACGACAAAGGGGGUCGAGGGGCUGGUGGCACCACAUAAGCCCCCUCUCUACCACCACAGUAAGGAGAAAACCACAGGGCCCGCUUUUCAGAGGGACUUAACUUGCUCAUGAGCAUGUCAAGUGUCUGCUGAGAGGUGAGCGGGCAGGGACCUCCACAUGUGGGUCAGGUUCCCUUGUCAGUUCCCAGAGCAGCUGGCUCUCUGGGGAGAAAGGCUGCUUUGGCACCAGAUUGAAGCAUGAGUUCCAGAUGUCCUGAGCACCCCAGGAAUCAGGGAUUGAACAGACAUUACACCCAUCCUGGUUUAUGAAAAGAGGUAGACCUCAUCCUCUCCCAUGCUCAAUUGCUUCAGGAAGGGGAGAGAAUGAAAUAACAAUGGUUUAUGAAAACAGCAUACCUCUUCCAGUGACAUCCAAAACAAGCCUGGAAAGUGGACAGAGUUUGCUGGCGGGAAGGGUGCCCGUGGUGGCUUGAUGUAGGACCUCAGUUCCCAGACCAGUGAUGGAACCCAGGCCACAGUGGUGAAAGUGCCGAAUCCUAACCACAAGGCCACCAGGGAACUCCCGGGGUUAUUUUCUGAGAAGAGGAAAUAGUAACAUGUUUCUAGUCCAUUUCAACGUCAAUGUCUUGAUAAACAUGCCCUUCUUUGAGCUUUUCUCAGCUGAGCAAAGCAGGGAUUAGAUCCUCAUUUUACAAGUAAAGCACCUGGGCAUAAAACAGUAAACUGCUGGCCAGUGGAUAGCUGGUUCCACAGCACAGUACUUUCCCGCUUCAGCGCAGUGUCGUCCCAGGAGCAGAGCCGUGGGUUUGCCUGAGUCAGGUGUGCCCCAGCUGGAUAGGAGAAUUUAGGGACCAGAUCAGCAAGCCAGGAACUCCAGGGCUUGUUUUAAAAACUGUUUUGGACAGAAAUGGAGAGAAUCUAACAGAUGACUUUUAUAAAAAGCCUUUCACGUUUCCCCUCCCCAUCUGAAAACUGAAUGUUGCUGGAACACAGCUGUGUCCAGCCAUUCUCCCAUCACCACAUAUUUCCAGAUGUGUGACCAGAAGAGGGACUCUAUCCAAUUCCAGUUGUGGGUCCCUUUGGAAUUUACAUCACUUGUUUUUUAGUUCUUGGUUUUCUAUUCCCUUCUUCCCAAACGCAGCAGUGUAAGAAGAAUUUAGAACAAAAUAGUUCCUUAAUGGCAGUUGAUGGCCUCAAUCAUUUUAAUAUAGUCUGGAUUAUGCUCAUUAGGCAGGGGCUUCCACAGUGAAAAUUCAAAACCCCAAAGCAGAUGUUUGCUUCUCCACUAAUCCUUGCCCAGCAGAAGGCCAAGUUGUAGGGGAAAGAGGAGAGAAGCAAUCUUGUCUGCCUUGGUUGCAAGGAGAGAAGCAAUCUUGUCUGCCUUUUGAGAAUCCAUUUUUUAGUUUUGGCUGCGCCCAUGGCAUGCAGGAGUUCUCAGGCCAAUGAUCAAGCCUGCGCCACAUCAGCAACCUGAGCCAUGCAGUGACCCGCUGAGCCACCAGGAAACUCCAAGAAUCAAGUAUUAAACAGGAAUCUUUUAGGCUUUUGAGUUCUCCUACUGAUGGAGGAAAAACUCUCCUGAAUUGCAAGUUCCAUGCUCAUUAACUUUCACCUUUCAACUUUUUAACCAAGAUUGGUUGAAGAAAGGGAGUGCCAGAGGUGUGCUUUAAAACGGCAUUUUGGUUUGAGUUUCCAUAUUUGCACCUGUGGAUGUGGAUGUUGGAUACAGAACUGACGUAUGCCAGGACCAGGAGGCUAGGAAGGGGCAGGUGCUGGAUGGAGAGCCCUGUCACAGGUGAAAAAUGGGGGGUUCUUAGGACAUGCUGUGUUGCCAUCAGCCUCCCCAGAUCCAGCAGCUUCUUCUGUUCUGAUGGACAGGUGUUCUGCCUUCUCACACCACGUCCACAGCCGUCCAACCUAUGCAGUGUGGCUGUAAGUGCUGGCCUUGGGGAGAAACCCUCCCGCCAGCUUGUCUGCCGUCCAGGCCCCUCAGCGUCUGCUUUCCUUGCCCUGCAUAAUUUAAGCAUUAGUGCUAAAUACAUCUGUCAUCUCCCCCUCUCCAGAGACCAUGAGAUGUCCAGACAUUUCACGUGGAGAGAAGGAAUGUUGCAUAACUCUAAGUGGAGGCCCAGAGCUGUCCAGACACGGUGGGGCUGCCCACAGGCCGUUCCUCCUGCCUUAGUGUGUCCGCCGGCGUAAAGCCAAGAGCGAGCCACAGCUGCGAGCACUGUGCAUAGAGGGAAACCAGUUCAGAGUUUCAAGCAGAAAUUGAGGGGGCAGAACAUCUUUGUGCCGGGCUUAUGCUCCCUCAUUAUUGUUCAGAACAGCUCUGUUGGGUAGGUGAGGUCAGCCUGCAAAGCCACCUCUGCUCACUGCGCAGCCGGGUCCCAGCCUUCAAAGCUCAGCCCCUCAGAGUACUGCUGACCUUUUCAGGAACAAACUCUCACUUACUGUGGGAACUGGUGGAAGGGCUGACCAGGGAAGCCCCAGCUUCAUCAUAGGUGACUUCCCCUCCAAACUUUUCUCCAUAGUUUUACCCUCAGAAAAAUGCUGGCUGUGGUUUCUUCCUCCUCCCCAUCCCAUGGAAGGUCAGUUACAGACACCCACGCUGGGGGAGAAGCCUGGAGAGGCAGAGGUAAGCGGGAACAGUGCUCAGCCUCUUCCCUGCUCGCCUCAGGGGCAGAAGCCAGGGUGCAGGGCCUGGGUGGUCCCCAAAAGCAGAGGGGGCAGACACCUGCCCAGCCACUGGUCCUCCAGAUGGUCCACGCGGUUCCUCUGUGUUCAGUGUGGAGUGUUGACCGACCAUAACUUAAUAUCCUGCAAACUUGUUAAGAAUGUAUGUAAAUUAAAAUUUUAUGUAACAAAAAUUUUUACUUUUUGCAAUUAAAAGUGUAUAUGGUGGUUGAUAAGAA
Molecule: messenger RNA, 7343 nt
Organism: Sus scrofa (pig)
Lineage: Eukaryota; Metazoa; Chordata; Mammalia; Artiodactyla; Suidae
Source: RefSeq, a predicted model, not a curated record